Molecule: messenger RNA, 1120 nt
Organism: Xiphophorus hellerii (green swordtail)
Lineage: Eukaryota; Metazoa; Chordata; Actinopteri; Cyprinodontiformes; Poeciliidae
Gene: commd5
Product: COMM domain containing 5
Exons: 7
Coding region: 124-759 (211 amino acids)
Cellular component (GO): nucleus
Source: RefSeq, a predicted model, not a curated record
GUGACCUAAAGCCGGAAGUUUUCACGUAAACACUAGGUAGCCUAAAAAAAAAAAAUAGCAAGCUCUGUGCUUCUGUUCCUUUUUAUCCUGCUUUUCUUUUAAUCAACAAGAACACAUUAAGCCAUGUCUUCAAGCAACGUAAAAGACUCUAGCUUCUUGGGAGGUAGAAUACCACCGGAAAUAGAGUCAAUGUCGAAAAACCUGAAGGAUGUGGAUCAAGAGUUGUUUAGAAAACUCCUCAAAGUUGUGGUCAGUGCUCUGGAGGGCAAAGACUGCAGGGAGGUGAUGAAGUCAAUUGCUGAAAGCAGCGUCAUCCCACAAGAGAGGCUCAGUCACAUCAUCGCGGGGAUGCACAGAGUUCUCUCAGAGGCCAUCCGCAUCCCAGCAUCCCUACUGAAACAGGAGGCCUUUAAGGAAGAUCUGCGAGAGCUUAGGAUACCAGAAGACUUCAUCACAGAUUUCUCCAGUGUGGUUUUUGGAAAUCGACGUGCGACUCUGGAAGCGGCUUCCUCUCAGAAUGACCCUCACCUGCCCACGCUGGAGGAAUUCAAAUGGAGAGUGGACGUUUCCAUUUCUACAAGCUCAUUGGCCAGAGCCCUGCAGCCGUCCGUUCUGAUGCAGCUGAAGCUGUCGGAUGGGAGCUUCCAGCGCUUUGAGGUGCCCGUGUCAAAAUUCCAGGAGCUGCGUUACAACGUCGCUUUGAUUCUUAAAGAAAUGAACGACUUGGAAAAAAGGAGCAUCCUGAAGAUCCAGGACUGACAAGAGUUUCACCAAUGUAAUCAGAAACUCUUUAAACAAGAACCUGGAAGUCUGAACACAGUGUAGGAAGUAAAACAAAAAAAAGCUUUCUGCUCUGAUUGUGUUGGCAUCCAACACACCACAGCUUUUUUAUUAUUAUUAUUAUUAUUAUUAUUAUUAUUAUUAUUAUUAUUAUUAUUUUUGAAAGAACGACCAAUAUUUGAAAUGAUACUGUAUGUUUUCUUUUUUUCUUGUUUUUUUCUAAACAUUAACCACAAAUAUACAUGAACACUGUUGGUGGUUAGAGACAGCUCUUGUGUUGUGCCAAAACCCAAGUCAAGAAACUCACCUUGUUGAUUAAAAUAUGAUAAUAUGCAAGUUG